AUGGCCUACGUGCUCAAUGAAAGAAACCGAACUGGAUUCACGUACAAUGAAUAUUUUGUAACUGUUUGUUCAUUGCUCCCGAGAUGUCUGGACUAUAUCAAUAUAAAUGUCUUUCAGAAUUCUAUAACCGUAAUGUUAAACAAAAUGCAUAUAGUUCUUUGUCAAACAUUGCCUACGUAUUAUUUAAAAAUUAUCAAAUCAGCACGGAAGAAUACAGAAAAAGAAGUUAUUUAUAAGGAAAUUGAGAGAAAUUUGAUAUAUCUAAUAUCAAUGUUAGAGAAUAAAACAAAAAUUCGUUACAACUUAUUUGAGGAUCCAAACUACCAGGAAAGCAGUAAGAAUUUUCUUUUCAGUGUUUACAAUAACAUUGGUAAAUUCGAUAUGAUAACAUGUAUGAGUGAAAAUCUCGGAAGCAUUAAGAAUUAUCCUACCGUCAAAAAAACGCUUAACGAAAAGGAAUUACAAAAGUUGUUUACCAGAAACAAUAAAAUUAAACAAUUUUUAGAAAACAAAAAAGUUUUUUUGGAUGUAAACAUGAAUUAUACAGAUAGACUUAAAAAAAAAUGCGGUCUGUCAAAAUAUGAAAUUCGAACAAAUGAUUUGUCUAUGUUUGAAGCAAUGCACAAAUUAUUUGUUUAUACAUUACAUCGACUCCAACAAUUCUUUUCUAACACUUUAUUAAAGACUCAAAACAAAAAUUCACGAAUAACUGAAAAUGACCUGGUUGAUAUAGGCAUAAUAACAAAAAUGAUACUCGAAUUAUGUCAGAGUAUCUCAUACAUUCUUGUUUUUUUUAAAGAAAAUAUGUUUAACGAUGACUUGAAAAUAUUCAACGUGUAUUUUACGUUCUGCUUCGACUUUACGGAAUACACCAAUACGCGUUGCAUAAGUGCAUUUCACAGUACACCAGCAGCUAAGCGAUUCAAGAAACAGCGGAUAAAUUGUUUAUGGGAGUCGUUGAUAAACCUUUGGACGUAUAAUAUAUUCGUAACAACCACUAAGGUCCCGAAAAUAAAAUACGACAAGUAUUUAAGAAAUAAAGAUUGUAUAUACUAUUACAGGGACUAUCUAACGACCCUCUACGAUAGCAUCAGACAAUAUGACAAAGAAAUUGGCGUAUGGACCACGUUUCAGUGGUUGAGCGGUAAAUAUUUUCUUACCGAAAAUUUCGAAAACGUAGAUAUGAAUGAAUUAAAAUUGAAAAAUAUAAAAAUUAAAAACGUUACUAUGAGUUUAUCAGUGGCGUAUUAUUCGCUAUUACCGUGGAGUAUAAACACAUUCCCUGUAGGCCUACUUCAUAAUAUGAUAUUACAGCAUCUAAACAGAACGAUGAAUACGUACGUUUACCGAUACGCGCUAAUUAUAGAUUUGUACUUAAAGCGCACAGGUAGCAGCAACAAUUCUCACGUUUUACAAAACAUACGAAAUAGUGUUCGGUGGUAUACGGACGGGACAGAAUUGUUUUACAAAUAUCUUAAUUUACCUUUGUACACUGAUAAAGACCCACAGAGUGAAUCCUUACAAUCUUUUGAAAUAAGAACUAUAAUUUCUAGAAUAAAACAUCUAGAUGAUAACGGUAAAAUAAGUAUCAACGACGUCAUUCCUAUAGACGUACAAGCCGAUUUAUUGAAGUGGUUCGAAACCGAACUUCCCGAUAACGAUGAAGAGUACCAUCAAUUCAACACGAUUAUAAAUAAGAAUUGCAUGGACGCUAUGGACUACAUCAAUACUUUCCUUUCGAUCGCAGUGAAGUCUUUGGACAUAAAAUCCGAAUUCUAUCCUCCUUCAAUUACGUACACCGAUUACUGCCCGGAAAAUAUAUUUAAUGUUAAAUCGGUCGAAAAACCAAUAAGAGUAAAUAAAUUUAGUACUUUUUUUCUUUUUUAA
This is a messenger RNA of Cinara cedri, 1887 nucleotides long. The record is from the annotation of a GenBank genome assembly. Lineage: Eukaryota; Metazoa; Arthropoda; Insecta; Hemiptera; Aphididae.